Molecule: messenger RNA, 754 nt
Organism: Aspergillus versicolor CBS 583.65
Lineage: Eukaryota; Fungi; Ascomycota; Eurotiomycetes; Eurotiales; Aspergillaceae
Product: cytochrome b5-like heme/steroid binding domain-containing protein
Exons: 3
Coding region: 21-434 (137 amino acids)
Biological process (GO): sterol biosynthetic process
Cellular component (GO): endoplasmic reticulum membrane; intracellular membrane-bounded organelle
Molecular function (GO): heme binding
Source: RefSeq, a predicted model, not a curated record
GUCUCUAAACUACCGUCACAAUGUCCGCCGAUAAGGAACUCACCUUCAAGGAGGUCGCCGAUCACAACACCAAGAAGGACCUGUACAUGGUCGUUCACGAUAAGGUCUACGACUGCAGUUCUUUUGUCGAUGAGCACCCUGGUGGUGAAGAAGUCCUCCUCGAUGUAGGUGGCCAGGACGCCACGGAGGCCUUUGAGGACGUCGGACACAGUGACGAGGCUCGCGAAAUCUUGGAUGGUCUCCUCGUCGGUAAACUCAAGCGCAUGCCCGGCGACCCUGCCCCCAAGGCUGAAGCCCAGUCCUCCGGCGACUCCUCCUCCGGCGGCGGCAGCACCGGCCUCGGUGUCGGUCUUUAUGCCAUCCUCCUGAUCGGUGGUGCCGCUGCCUUCUUCGCUUACCAGUACGUCCAGGCGUCUGCUGCUGAGACGCAGUAAGCUGGUGAGAUAGAAGAGAUGAGUCGGACCGAUGGGAGAUUCCAGAAGUAAAAGAAAAAAGAUACUAAAAAAACAUGCAACAAAGAAAUGCUACGAAGACCUUUUGAGACCAGUUCUUACUAUUAUUAUUUUUCGGUUGCCCUGUUUUUUUUCCCCUUCAUCUAUAUUUAAUGUUACCAUUUUUCUUGAUCGAUUAUUAUUGUUUGACAGUUGGCUCCAGCAUCAGGCGUGUGUGUUAGGUGAUACCUUCUUAUCUGUCCCAUCAUCAACCCGAGAGUUGCGAGAUCUUUUUUUACCUUUUUUUUUUUUUUUUUUUUUUU